AUGACGAACGUCAAUUGGAGCCAGCUGGAGAAGAAAGUGGCGGAGAUUAAACGCAACACGGUGAGCGCGCGCUCACGAGCUGUGUACCAAAACUCCUACGGUCGAUUUGUUGCCUGGGUAGUCCUCCACAAACCCCAACUACUGACACCUGCCUUCGCUCAGCGUCUAGGUGACGUAUCGGAUCUCUCAAUCAAACAGCUCAGGAAGACUCAUCUAAACCUCGACGAGGCUAACCCACCUCUUCAGUUUGAUGUGCUACAGUCAGAUGUCUUUGAGGCUUGGCUAUUAACGCUGGAGAAGCGCGACGGUAGUACUCUUUGCUUCUCAGCGCUAAACACUCAUCGCGCCGGUCUAUUCAACCUCUAUCGUGACUAUGGAUGUGAAAUGUCUGCAGCUAUGGAGAAAGAUUUGCGCCAGUAUUUCAAGGGGAUCAAAUGGGAAAUGGCUACUGCAGCAGCGUGA
Messenger RNA from Phytophthora nicotianae INRA-310, 462 nucleotides. RefSeq lists its product as hypothetical. The transcript has a single exon. The coding region runs from base 1 to 462 and encodes 153 amino acids. The record is from RefSeq and is a predicted model, not a curated record. NCBI's taxonomy places the organism in Eukaryota, Oomycota, Peronosporomycetes, Peronosporales, Peronosporaceae.